Stegodyphus dumicola is the source of this 1882-nucleotide messenger RNA. Its product is annotated as citron Rho-interacting kinase-like. Gene Ontology annotation, molecular function: ATP binding; protein serine/threonine kinase activity. Gene Ontology annotation, cellular component: cytoskeleton; cytoplasm. The record is from RefSeq and is a predicted model, not a curated record. Lineage: Eukaryota; Metazoa; Arthropoda; Arachnida; Araneae; Eresidae. Gene Ontology annotation, biological process: peptidyl-threonine phosphorylation; actomyosin structure organization; mitotic cytokinesis.
GUUAAUGACACACUUAAAAGUACAUGCAUUGAGAUGGAGGAACAGCUCAAAGACUUUGAAAUUAUUGUGGAGGCAAGAAGAGAAACUAUUGCUGAACUAACAAAAAACAAGGGUAAUUUAGAAAAGGAAAUCAGAAAUUUAAAAGAAUCUCUGAAACAAGCCAAGUCUUCUUUCAGUGAGGAAGAAAAAUCUAGAGAUGAACUUCUAACACAUAUUAAAGAACUGACAUCUGAAAUGGAAAGCCAAAAUGCUUUACAUGAAGCUGAACUUCAGACUUUGCAAGAUCAUCUUCAGCACUACAAGAAGGUUGCUUCUGAGCUAGCAGAAGAAUCAGCUCAGAUUCAAAAAGAAAUGUCUUUGCAAAAUCAGGAUGCUAAAAAGUAUACAGAAAAAAUAUUGGCUUUAGAAACCCAGUUAUAUGAAAUUAAAGAAGAAGCUGCUCGACACAUAACCCAGAUAUCGUCUUUGAAAGCCAGUAACUUAAAACUUACUCAAGCAAUUAAUGAUGCCUUAGAAAAUCAGCAUAAAGCACAGUCAAAUAUUGAAGAUCUGUGUAAUGAACUUGAAAGUGAAAAGGUCAAUCAUGCACACGAAAAAGUGAAGCUUAAAGAAACCAUAUCUCAACAAGCAAAAUUAAUUGACUUUCUCCAAUCAAAGACAGAAAAUAUGGAAAAGAGGAAAAGGCCACAUAUUUCUCGACUAUUUGGGAAAAAAGAUAGCACACCAGCAAAUCCUGGGCAAUACAGAGAUGUCGAGAAACUACUCGAAACAGAAAAAAGCAGGUGUCGCAGACUUCAAGAUCAGUUGAGUCAAGCACGUGCUGAGAAUAUGGCUUUACAGAGAGAAAUUAGCAACCUCAUGAAGACAGCAGCUUCCAAUAGUGAAAUUCCUCUUUCUCCUAUGUCCCGAGCGGUGCAUUCUGCAUUGACUUUUUCUCCAAACUACUCUCCUAAUUCAGUAGAUAGUCCUGUUCUGUUAUCCCAAGAACUGGCCAGUAAGUUUACAAAACCUCCUGGUAUGAAGCAUAAAAUUCCCCACAGAUUUAAUGAAACAACAUGCAUGAGAAGCAUUAAGUGUUGUGCUUGCUUGGAUUCUGUGCAUUUUGGUCGACCUGUAGCAAAAUGUAGAGAGUGUUCAAUUAUGUGUCAUCCCAAAUGUGCUUCUUCAUUACCAAAUACAUGUGGCUUGCCUUCUGGAUUUAUACAACACUUCAGAUCUACGAUUGGCGAUUCUUCAUCUGAAAACACUUUGGAUGAAUCAGAAAAUAAAAUAUCUGAAGGUUGGGUUAAGAUGCCAAAAAGUAAUAAGCAAGGUUGGGAUCGAAGAUAUCUGAAGCUUAUUGGGACUGUACUCUAUAUUUUUGAAAAUUCUGAAGAGAAAGAUUUAAACAGAGCUUUAUCAACUUUAGAUUUUGGAAACAACGAAGAAAAAAUUGUAGUGACUAGUGCUGUGUCUGCUACGGAAUUGACUUAUGCUGCAACUUCUGAUCUUCCAUAUGUGUUGAAGGUUGAAUAUAUUCCACGUACCACCUGUUGGCCAGAAAGGUGCUUGUAUAUUAUGGCUCUAAACUUCAGUGAUAAGCAGAUGUGGGUCUCUGUACUGGAAAAUUUAGCCGAAAGUAGUCAGACUGAAGUUGAUGGUAUCCAAAAAAAUAAACUUGUUGGGAAACCCAUUUGGACCUUGAAAGGAGAUAAGUUGAUUGAACCUAACUGUACAGUCAUUUUUGAUGAAAAUAUAAUUUUGAUGGGUGCAGCAGAAGGUUUGUUUGUCCUAAAAGUCAUUAACAAGUUUACGUGUUCUUUGAGAUAUAGAAUGGAAGGAAUUGAUUGCAUCUAUCAAAUGGCCUGCAAUGAAGAAACUGGAGCUGUAUUAUUAAUUCAUG